Molecule: messenger RNA, 3730 nt
Organism: Bombus huntii
Lineage: Eukaryota; Metazoa; Arthropoda; Insecta; Hymenoptera; Apidae
Exons: 5
Coding region: 1-468 (155 amino acids)
Source: RefSeq, a predicted model, not a curated record
AUGUACGACAUUAAAAAUCAAAGGGAUGGCGGAAACAACGACGAAGUAGUCGAAGCAGAAGAAAACCAAGAAGAAAAAGAAAAAUUAGAAAAUAGUAGACGGAAAUUUCGAAGAAAAUCGAUGAUUUAUCAUUCGAUAUCGUUGAUAGUGUUGCACGCUCUGGAAGCACUACUUUUGAUCAUUCUUCUGCCAGUGAUAAUCUGGCAAUGGGUUUCUGUCAAUCAUCGUUUAAAGAUUAUCCUGAAAACCGUAGUAGAAGUCACGCUCGAACUGGUUAUGUGGGUGAUCUUCGCUGGAGUGUCUGUCCUUAUGACCACGACAUUCGUUUUAGAAGAUAUUUACCAUGGAAAGAACGACUAUGAGAAGCUCAAACAAUUAAUAAACACGCGAGACGAGCCCAUACGGAGCAGUAACGAAACGCCGAAUUUUUUUAAAGAGCAGAGCGAACUGAUACUUCCAGAAAACUGACAUCGAUAUUUCUUAUAAUAGCUUUCUUUUUUUACCUUUCUGUUUUUCUAUUUUCACUAUAUCUUUUUAUAGUACUCUGUAUUCUGUAUAUUUUCAAUGUAUCCUAUACUGUAUGUUUAUUUGUUUUUAAAGGGCUUCUUCUAGUACAACUUUUUUAUGACUGAUCUUUCGAGGAAAAUACAGUUCCUUAUUCGUAAAAUUAUAAGUUGUAAAGUCAUAACAUUGUAAAAUGGUCAGUUUUUGCUAGUGGAAAUAGCUUCAAUAAUUGGAUUAGUAUCCAAACGACGCAACGGAAUUAAUAUCUAUGUAAAUCAUCUAAAAUAAUGCUUAAACUAAAUAUGUUGUUACUACUUAAACUAAAGAUACAUAUAUAUACAUCUAAAAACAAAAAUUUUUAAUGCAAAAGUUCGCAAAAUGUGUUAAUCACAGUACUUAAAAAUAUACCAAAAAUACACAAAAAAUACUUGUCAUAAUACUUAAUAAGUGGCAUAUAGAUGAUAAACUUUUUCCGGCUACCCAUUUCUAUAAACUAUGUUCAUAGAAAUAUAAAUCCGCGUAAACGCCAAUAGUAAAAAAUAUUAUAGCUACAAAAUUUCUUCUAAACAGACGAUUCUUCGACAAAUAUUGAAGAUUCUUCGAUCAAUGGUUCCUCUGACGUUGACACAGGACUUCCUGGCGAAUCUUUGUAAAUUACAGGAAUUUCCACAUUUUCGUGAAACCAGUCUUUAUCAGAUUCUUAUUUCUACUCGGGAAAAGGAAUUCUAUCACUAUUCUUCGAUGAUAAUGGUCCCAAUAUGUUCAUGAGGUGUUUGAAGACAGACGCAUUCAUUAAAUAAAAAACGUUGCUGCUUUGAACAUUGUUCGUUAAAACGUUAAUUUCAGCGACUAAUAAUUUUAAAACUGCGAGUUUAACGCUUUUGUUGAAUUCGAAUUUAGCCAUUCCCAAACCCAAUACGUUGCUUAAUAUUUUAUCGCUGCUUCUCAUUAGUGAUGAAGUCGUUGGGUCGUCCCAAGGAAUACGUUCUCGGCGCCACCAUUGUAAAGAAAUUUAAAACAGAAUUAUUCUAUACAUAUUCUAUUAUUCUAGACAAAUUCUCUUUGAAAUGGUAAUUAUAAAGAUUUAUUACGCGGCUGAAAAUCGACUUAUGACAAUAUGAAAAAUGAAAUAAUUAUAAUUAUACAAUAUAUAAAUAAAUAUUUUAUAUGGUGAAUGAUAAUUAUAAAAAUGUAUAUUUCUGACAGACAAAGAGAAGAAUACGUUUCACAAAGUAGUUGAAACUUAAGAAAAGAAUAAAUACGCUUAGUAGCUGCAUGGUGUACGUGAAUAGGACAUGAUGCGUUUAGAAUCGGUGUAAGUCUUUAUAUAUAUAUAUAUAUAUAUAUAUGCCAAAAUCCCGAUAAUAAUCCAACUUCCUCAUAUUUUCCUUCAUUUCAGUUAUUCGAAAUUUUCACCUUCGUCACAAUAUUCCUUAUCUAAUAUUUUCAUCGUUGAAGUGAUAAUUAUUUUCGUGUUAAGAUAUCUGUAACAUAAAUUGAUUUUCUUACAAUGUCUUUGAAAUUUUAAUGAUACGUUAUUUAGUAUAUUAUCUAUACACGAGUCAAUCUAGAGUCUAACCUUACAGAAAUAGAGAUAUUCAUCAUCACAAAUAUUCACUGGGAAAAUGACUUUUUGAUCAAUUAGGGAAAAACAAUUAUUGGAAAACUAAUAUGUUGUAUAAAAUGGCUAGGAGAAUCAUUUUAUAAAAAAGAGCUCUAACCUCACCGUUUCUGAAUAAGAGUAAUUUAGACGUACAAAAUAUCGUAUAUCAUAAUGUGAAGCUGGUUAUCUCUGAAUUGUUUCUUAAUGCACGCGCGUAAAAGGUGCAGAGAGCCAAGAAAUCUCUUCCUAGAGAGGGUAUCUAAAACAAACCCAAAGAACAUGGUUUUCGAAUCUCAACGUAUUUUACUUUUGAAGGAUAUUGUUACGCCAUAAAUAAUAAUAUAUAUGCUAUACUAAUAUAAUAUAUAUAUAUAUAUAACGUUUGAAUAGCGAAAUAUUUUCAUCUUGUAAUUACUUUACAAUUUAUAAUUACGCACAUAUUAGGAUGAUGCACAUUAAAUGUCCAUUCUCCAAAACCUCAUUAUUGACUAUAACGAGAAUGAACAAAAUAUUAAUGUGAUGAACAUUUUUGGAAACAUGAAUUUUGCAUUUAUGAAAGAUGAUCGUAUUUCAAUGAAACUACGUUUGCUUAAAACUUUAAGUUGCUUUUCUGACAAUCCAUUUGUAACAUUCUGAUUAAUUGACUUUAUGACUCUGCUACGCCUUAAGAUUACAAUUCACAUCGACAGCCCCUACGUCAAUGCGUUAAAUCGUAACACAAAUGAUCAAAUCGCAAAAGCUAUUGACUUACAUUGACCUUUGUUACGAUGAUCGCAAUUCGGCAUAAAUUACCAUAAAUUCACGGUGAUCCACGUUUAAAAACACAUUGCUUGCGACUUAUGCGAUUAAUGGUAUUUGCUAAUCUCAAGACUCAAAUCGUCGAAAGUAGCCCCAGAAGAGAUGAAACAAAUUCUCGCUGUAUGUCUCCUACUGACAGUGGCCGAUGCUAAUGUUUUCCGGGAAAAUCAUGGAAGCCCCUUGAAUAGAUUUUUCCACCCGAAACGCUGGUUUCCAUCACCGGAGCAUCAAUUUGAAUCACCAGGACAUUCAUUUCCUAUACCAGAACAUUUAUUUCCUACACCAGGACACUCACUUCCAACGCCAGCAUACAUGCAAGUCUCAUCAGACCAGUCACCAUUCCAUAAACAAUUAGAAAAACUCUUUCCACACAAAGUUAACCAACAGAAUAAGGCCUCAGAAUCUUGUACUGCUGUGAGGAUUUGUCAUAGUCCGUUAACAGGCGAAAUCAUCAUUACUGAAUUUGAUGGAAUACAGCCAAUAAGUAAUGAAAAUCUUGGUUGUACAAGUGGCAAUAAGAAAUAUUCUGAUAACGUAAAUUCUAACAAUGAAAAUCUUAAUAGUAAUAGAAAUGUUAAGGGGAAUCACAGAACAACUAUGCCAAUACUUACUACUACUUCACAAUCUCAAACCAGUGAAUCUCCUCAUAACUAUGGAGAAGGAAUUAUUGACAUUCGAAUGGGCUACUAAAUACUAAAAAGUAAAAAAAGGAAAAAGGAAAGUAAUAUUUUCAUUAAGUUUAAAAAGUAAUGUAUUUAUUAAGUUUUAUGAUACAUUGAACAUGUACACAUUAAUAAUAUUCGAAAUAAAAAUAGAUGCAUCUGA